UAUGCAACUGCAGGUGGGAAUCGUUGAUUCAAAAGGUGGUCGGCAAAAGCAACGGCAUCAGGUGCGAUCGCAUCUCAGCGGACACGUGGCAAGUUCUCAUAAGGGCAAUGUUAAAUUGUUCCCCUCAAAAGUUCCAAUUCUAACCCCAACCAAACCUUUCCUCAACGGAAUCCACUAAACUCGCAAUCUUAGUCUUCUUUAGAGAGAGAAAGACAGAGAGGCCGGAACCAUUCUCCGAUCGCGCCGGUGGUUCGGUUUAUGGUCAUCGGAGGAUCACUGAUCUUGUUUGGGUUUCGAAUCGUCUUUGUCGGCGACCGGAGAUGGUGAAUUCCAUGGUCGAGCGUGCCACGAGCGACAUGCUCAUAGGGCCCGAUUGGGCCAUGAACAUCGAGAUCUGUGACAUGCUCAAUCAUGACCCUGGGCAAGCAAAGGAUGUUGUGAAAGGGAUAAAGAAGAAGAUUGGAAGUAAAAAUUCAAAAGUUCAACUUCUUGCACUAACUGUGAGCCUUAAUAUUCAUCAUUUAAACCACUUUGAUGGCCAGAUCAGCUCUUCAUUGGAAAUGGUCACGGUUUGCCUGUCAAUGUUGUUGGAGACAAUCAUAAAAAACUGUGGAGAUAUUGUUCAUAUGCAUGUUGCAGAGAGAGACGUGCUUCAUGAUAUGGUAAAAAUAGUGAAGAAAAAGCCUGAUUCUCAUGUCAAAGAGAAGAUAUUGACUCUUAUUGAUACUUGGCAAGAAGCAUUUGGAGGCCCGAGGGCAAGAUAUCCACAAUAUUUUGCUGCUUAUCAGGAACUGUUGCGUGCUGGGGCAGUAUUCCCUCAGAGAUCGGAACAAUCUGCACCUGUACUCACACCUCCGCAAACACAGCCAUUGGCAUCAUACCCUCAAAAUAUACGUGACUCAGAUCCUCGUCAGGACACAGCUGAAUCCUCUGCCGAGUCUGAGUUUCCUACUCUAAGUUUGACAGAAAUUCAAAAUGCUCGUGGCAUCAUGGAUGUUCUUGCAGAAAUGCUCAAUGCCUUAGAUCCUAGUAACAAAGAAGGGAUUAGACAGGAGGUUAUUGUUGACUUGGUGGAGCAGUGUCGAACUUACAAGCAGAGGGUGGUACACCUUGUCAACUCAACUUCCGAUGAAUCACUGCUAUGCCAAGGACUGGCCCUGAAUGAUGAUCUGCAGCGAGUACUGGCCAAGCACGAAUCUAUUUCUUCGGGAACUUCUGCCCAAAACCAAAAUCACGCAGAAAAUUCAAAACCUGCCCUUCCUGGAACACUUGUAGAUAUAGAUGCUCCUUUGGUUGAUACUGGGGAUACUACCAAACAAACUAAAGAGAGACCCUCUUCUAAUGUUGAAGCAGAAUCCCAAACAAUGAAUCAGUUGCUGCUUCCUGCGCCUCCAACUUCUAAUGGUUCAACAAUUCCUGCUAAGGUUGACCCCAAAUUGGACCUACUCAGUGGUGAUGACUAUAACUCUCCAAAAGCAGAUGCUUCAAAUGCUCUUGUUCCUGUAGGAGAACAGCCACCUGCUAGUCCUGUUUCUCAGCAGAAUGCCCUUGUUCUUUUUGAUAUGUUUUCCAAUGGAAAUAAUGCACCUACAUCAGUCAAUAGCCAGCUGCCCCAGCCAGCUAAUGUUGCUAGCCAAAGUACUCCAUAUACUCCCCAAUUUCAACAACAGCAAACAGUCAUAUCUCAAGGUGGAUUUUACCCCAAUGGAAAUGUCCCAAAUGCGGGUUCGCCUCAGUAUGAGCAACAAUCGCUGUAUACACACGGUACAGGUUCUGCUUGGAAUGGUCAGGUUGCACAACAGCAGCAACAACCACCUUCACCGGUUUAUGGUACGCAAAGCGGUGGAUCAUUGCCACCCCCUCCUUGGGAAGCGCAAUCAGCAGAUAAUGGAAGUUCAGUAGCUGGCGCUCAGUAUCCAUAUGUGCAGAAUGCUGCACAUCCUCCAGGGUCUCAAACAAUGGGCAAUGACCAGGGUGUUGGCAUGUAUAUGCAGCCAAAUGCUAAUAGCCAUAUGCCACGAAUGAAUAACCAUGUUGGGAGAAAUCAAAUGGGCUUGCAACCUCAGCAUAUACAAGGUGUUGCAGGGCCCUACAUGGGUAUGGCUUCACAUCAAAUGCAGGGUGGUCCUGUGAUGUAUCCUCAACAGAUGUACGGAACCCAAUUUAUGGGAUACGGUUAUGAUCAGCAGCAACAAGGAGUUCCAUAUAUUGAACAGCAAAUGUAUGGUAUGUCUGUCAGAGAUGACAGUGCUUUGAGAAACUCUUACCCAGUUUCUACCCCAUCUUAUGCUCCAUCUGGGAAACCUUCCAAGCCAGAGGAUAAGUUAUUUGGAGACCUUGUUAACAUGGCAAAGGUGAAGCCCAAUCCCACCCCAGGCCGAGCUGGUAGCAUGUAAAAACUACAUUACCGGGUUUGCACAUUUCAUCCGAUUGGUAACUUUUGUUCUUGUUUUUCUUUGAUUUUUAUUUUUAUGUUUUCAUAUUAUUAUUAUUAUUAUUAUUAUUAUUAUUAUAUAUAUAUAUAUAUAUAAAGUUUUUUGGUUCUUGUUUCA
This is a messenger RNA of Vigna angularis (adzuki bean), 2552 nucleotides long. RefSeq names its product TOM1-like protein 9. The coding region runs from base 321 to 2396 and encodes 691 amino acids. Gene Ontology annotation, biological process: protein transport to vacuole involved in ubiquitin-dependent protein catabolic process via the multivesicular body sorting pathway. NCBI's taxonomy places the organism in Eukaryota, Viridiplantae, Streptophyta, Magnoliopsida, Fabales, Fabaceae. Gene Ontology annotation, molecular function: ubiquitin binding; phosphatidylinositol binding. The transcript is spliced from 11 exons. The record is from RefSeq and is a predicted model, not a curated record.